This is a messenger RNA of Dicentrarchus labrax (European seabass), 1353 nucleotides long. RefSeq names its product arylamine N-acetyltransferase, pineal gland isozyme NAT-10. The coding region runs from base 285 to 1157 and encodes 290 amino acids. Lineage: Eukaryota; Metazoa; Chordata; Actinopteri; Moronidae. Gene Ontology annotation, molecular function: acetyltransferase activity. The record is from RefSeq and is a predicted model, not a curated record. The transcript is spliced from 3 exons.
GGUGAUAGCGCCUCCAGUGGAGACACGCGAGCACAAGCAACUUUUCAACCCGGGCACAACUACGUCAUGUUUUACUAACCGCCCUAAACAACAACAACAACAACCUACCGUGGCACGUCACGUCACAGUGUGAGCAAGCUCAACUCUUUACAGGUCGGAGUUCUCCAGGAAGAAAUAGCUGAGUGGCAUUUGCCUUUGUGGGGAAGCUCUUAUCAGCACAAACUCCUGUCUCCUCAGAAAGCACGAUUUUGACUGUUGCACUUACAACCUAUACAAACGGCAAGAUGAAUUUGGAAGAAUACUUCAAAAGAAUUGGUUUCCACGGCUCUUUUGAUAAACUGGAUCUUGCGACACUGAAGUUGAUCCACAAGCAGCACGUCAUGUCCGUCCCAUUUGAAAACCUCAGCAUUCACUGCGGUGAGAGGAUCAUCAUGGACCUUCAGGUCAUUUACAAUAAGAUAGUGAGGAGCCGCCGUGGAGGUUGGUGCCUUGAGAACAACUUCCUGUUUGGCUGGGUGCUGAGGGAAAUGGGCUACGACACUACAAUGUUGGGCUCCAGAGUUUUCAACAGUAUCAUCGAUGAUUUCUACCCCACUGAAACUCAUCUCAUCAACAAGGUCAUCAUUGAUGGAAAAGCUUAUAUAACAGAUGUGAGCUUUGGCGUGUCCUCCCAGGUGUGGGAGCCCCUGGAGCUCGUCUCUGGAAAGGACCAACCUCAGGCAGCGGGUGUCUUCCGUCUCAUAGACAAGGAGGACUUCUGGGUGCUGGAGAAGACUGGCAGAAAGCCAGAGGUUCUCAAUCCAGACUUUGCCAAAUCUAGUCUGGUGAGCAGGAAGGAAACCAAGCAGAUAUACGGUUUCACCUUGGUGCCUCGUGAGGUCGAUAAUUUCCUUGAGACAAACCACACACUGCAGACCGACCCUACUUCACUGUUCACCAAUAAAUCCAUCUCCUCUUUGCAAACACCAACAGGAUUCAGAGCCCUUGUUGGUUGGACCUACAGCGAGGUCACCUACAAACCUGAGGAAGGUGUUGAUGUGUUAGACAUGAGGGACAUAACAGAUGAUGAGAUAGAGCAAAUACUGAGGGAAAAGUUCAAUCUGAAGCUGCAGAACAAACUGCAAUCUGUAAACAAAAAAGCUAGUUACACAAUCUGAAAAACAACACACAUUCUUUAUAUAUGUAUAUUAUGAAGUGAUAUCGCAAAGUGAUUUGACGACUGACCAGGGAGAGCGGCUUGUUCAGUAAAUCUGUCUCAGAAAUUAACAGUGCUUUGAAUUUUUUUGUACCGUGUUAAUGAUGCUUUUAUAUAAUCACUGUAAGAAGUAAAAAAUAAACAAUAAUCAAAAUGUU